AUGUUGCUUUCUAGCAUUACCUUUUCCGAGUAUCAAAUCUCCACAAUGGUGGUUUAUUUGUUACUCAUGAUCUUUUCACUGGGUGUCUUGAAACGAGUGUUCUUCAAUCCCCUGCGUCAUCUACCUGGUCCCUGGUAUACAUCUCUCACUGGAUUUGUGCUUCGUGUGCAUGCCCUGAAAGGCUAUCGAUCCCAAUGGGUCGAUGAACUACAUGACAAAUACGGACCUGUGGUUCGCAUUGCGCCAGAUGCUGUGGAUAUCUCUGAUUAUGAUGGGUUCCGGGAGAUACACAAGAUUGGCAGUGCUUUUGUCAAAUCCUCCUGGUAUAUCAAGUUCCGCGAAGCAAUCAAUUGCUUCACGGCAACGGAUCCUCAUGUGCAUGCCCGCAAGCGAAGACUUCUUUCCCGCCCGUUCAGCAAAACUUCUCUCCGCGAGCACUGGGAGCCUACAGUCCGUCAGCUUGCUGAAGCCGCUGUUCGAGGUAUUAAGAAAGAAGCUGCAGUUGGGCCUUCUGACUCGAUGAAGUGGUGGACCUUUAUGGCGACUGACGUCACCGGGGCUCUCGUCUUUAGCGAGGCCUUUGGUAUGACUGAAACUGGAAAAAAAAGCAAGUAUAUCGAGGAGUUGGAGUUUGUCAACAAGGCCCGAGCGCUGCGGUUGGAAGUUUACGGCCUGUACCGUGCACUGAGGUCAUGCACAUUUGGGUACUUUGAUCCUCUUACUCGCGCAGAUCAAUACAUUGAAAAGAGAACGGCGGAGAUCGUGGAGCGUGCUUCGCAACGAGAGCUUGUCAAAGCCAAUAUUUUUGCAGGUCUUCAAGGUGAAAAGGACAGCGACGAAACCAUGGCUGACCGAGAAGUACUGUUGGAAUCUAUCAUGUUAAUCGUUGCUGGCUCUGGAACAACUGCUGUUACCAUGACCUUCCUCACAUGGGCAGUGAUGGCAAAUCCCCAGAUUCAGACACUGCUGGAAAAAGAAGUGGCAAUCUUGAGAGAGGACUUCACGGACUCAGAGCUUGAAGCAUUGCCGUAUCUCAAUGCAGUCAUCAACGAAUCACUCCGUCUCUAUGGUGCUGCGCCUUUUGGGCUACCUCGUAUUGUGCCAAAGGCUGGCUUCAAUGUGUGUGGGCUCCAAAUCCCCGGUGGAACCACAGUCACUACACAGUCCUUUUCAAUGCACCGAGAUGGCUCUGUGUGGGAAGACCCUGGCAAAUUCGCUCCUGAAAGAUGGCUAGACAAGAAGCAAAAUCCCAGAGCAAUCUUUGCGCCCUUUGGCUCCGGGAGCCGCACCUGCAUUGGGCUUCAUAUGGCCCAAAUGGAGCUUCGCUUUGCCACUGCCCUGCUAUUCCGAGAGUGUGCCGGCAUAAAUCUGGCCCCAUCCACGACUCCGGAGUCCAUGGAAAUUGAGCAAUACUCCCUCAUUGCUCCAAAGGGUAGAAAAUGCGAGAUAGUGUUCUAG
Penicillium brevicompactum is the source of this 1458-nucleotide messenger RNA. RefSeq names its product cytochrome P450. NCBI's taxonomy places the organism in Eukaryota, Fungi, Ascomycota, Eurotiomycetes, Eurotiales, Aspergillaceae. Bases 1 to 1458 code for a protein of 485 amino acids. Gene Ontology annotation, molecular function: heme binding; monooxygenase activity; iron ion binding. The transcript is spliced from 4 exons. The record is from RefSeq and is a predicted model, not a curated record.